AUGCCGGUUGAGGAGUGCAGUGGCAUUCAGCCGACGUAUGGGGUACCUCGCAAUAUUGAGAACCCUCAUCCCACGGAGCUUACGGAGGACAGCUCCAGUGACGAUACGUUAUCUAUCAGGGAGAUCCCCGGUGACGAGGAACUAGGCAUUGACCAGACGGAAAAGAAAGAUCUUUCCAGAACACCUACUAAUGUGAGCCAUGUUGGUGCAUUCGCUGCUAAGACACUUUCCCUCGUCCGCACUAGAGAGUCGGGGAAGGAUAUCGGGCCACCCCCAGACGGUGGAUUCCUGGCUUGGUCCCAGGUGGCAUUGGCUCAUUUCGUCAUUUUCAACACCUGGGGAUACAUCAACAGCUUUGGUGUAUUCCAAACUUACUAUACAGAAGCUUUGGGGCGGUCUCCAUCCGAUAUCUCUUGGGUAGGAAGUAUUCAAAUCUUCUUGCUCUUUUUCAUCGGUACCUUCUCUGGCCGGGCAACAGAUGCUGGAUACUUUAGGCUUACUCUGACACUUGGAGCGCUGCUGGAGUUGUUUAGCAUCUUCAUGGCCUCCUUGUGUACCCAAUACUGGCAGCUGUUCCUUGCGCAGGGUGUUGGACAGGGUAUUGGGUGUGGACUCAUGUUUUGUCCUACCAUUGCACUCAUGCCGACUUACUUCACAAAGAAUCGCGCUAUCGCUAUCGGCAUUGUGGCGUCUGGAUCCGCGACCGGAGGAUUGGUCUUUCCCGCUGUUGUGAUGCGCUUGCUCCCCCGGGUUGGCUACGGAUGGACAAUGCGCACGCUGGGUCUCAUUUCGUUGGUUACGCUGCUACCCGCCUUGAUCUUCCUGAAACAGCGUCUGCCUCCGCGACGCAGUGGACCUCUCGUAGAAUGGGGUGCGUUCAAGGAGGCAUCGUAUUCGUUCUUUGCCAUUGGCAUGUUCCUCAACUUCUGGGGUCUUUAUAUUGGCUUCUUUUAUAUCGGAAGCUUCAGCCGUGAUAUCAUCGGCGUGUCUACCUCUACCUCUAUCGACGUUCUUCUGCUCAUGAACGGCGUUGGCAUACUUGGCCGACUGGUCCCGAAUCUCAUGGCUGACCGGUUUACUGGCCCGCUGAACAUGUUAAUCCCAUUCAGCUUGGCAACUGGACUGGUUGCGUUCUGCUGGGCGGGGGUGCAUAAUCUGAACGGCGUGUACGCCUUUAGCGUAUUUUACGGUCUCUCGGCCGCCGGUAUCCAGUCUCUCUUCCCAGCGACUCUGAGCACGCUCACCACUGACCUCAAGAAGACGGGAGUGCGGAUGGGCAUGGUGCUCAGUGUGGUGGGGGUUGCAGCGUUGAUUGGAUCUCCAAUUGCAGGUGCAUUGGUUCAAAAGGAUAAUGGGGAUUACCUGUAUGCUCAGAUGUUCAUGGGCACUGUGAUUGUCGCUGGCACUUUGACCCUGGUUGCAGCGAGGAUUGCCAAACUCGGACUUUCAUGGGAACGCGCAUAG
Messenger RNA from Aspergillus ochraceoroseus IBT 24754, 1464 nucleotides. RefSeq names its product putative MFS monocarboxylate transporter. Gene Ontology annotation, molecular function: transmembrane transporter activity. Gene Ontology annotation, biological process: transmembrane transport. The transcript has a single exon. Gene Ontology annotation, cellular component: fungal-type vacuole membrane. Lineage: Eukaryota; Fungi; Ascomycota; Eurotiomycetes; Eurotiales; Aspergillaceae. The record is from RefSeq and is a predicted model, not a curated record. The coding region runs from base 1 to 1464 and encodes 487 amino acids.